Molecule: messenger RNA, 1750 nt
Organism: Lingula anatina
Lineage: Eukaryota; Metazoa; Brachiopoda; Lingulata; Lingulida; Lingulidae
Product: putative tubulin polyglutamylase TTLL9
Biological process (GO): protein polyglutamylation; microtubule cytoskeleton organization
Cellular component (GO): ciliary basal body
Molecular function (GO): tubulin binding; tubulin-glutamic acid ligase activity
Source: RefSeq, a predicted model, not a curated record
GUUGUUUGGAUGUUACCCGUACUUGUUGAAGUCGGUACUUCACGCCAUCGAUUGAAAAAAUGUCGAAAACCAGCAGUACAAGCAAGAUGCCAGGGUACAUGAGCAGGAGCUCCCUGAAGAAAGGCAUUGGGGACCGCACUGUGCGGUUCAGGUGUGGCCUACAGAACACCAUACUGGAUGUGCUGAGAGCACGGGGAUGGCAGGAGGUGACAGGGGACAACUCUGAUUGGGACUUCUACUGGUGUGACAGGGAGUGGCUGAAGGAAAACUAUGACCAUAUAUAUCUUCCAGAACAUGUAAAGAUUUGUCAUUUUAGGAACCAUUUUGAGCUUACAAGAAAAAAUUUAAUGGUAAAAAAUUUGAAGAGGAUGAGAAAACAGGUGGAGAGGGAGCAGGGAAAGAUAGAAGCAGCUUCAUUUGAUUUUUUCCCAGCAACUUAUGAAUUGCCUUCUGAGUAUCACAUAUUUGUUGAAGAGUUCAAACGAAACCCGGGAGUAAUAUGGAUUAUGAAGCCAAUAGCAAAAUCUCAAGGAAAGGGAAUCUUUUUAUUCAGAAAACUCAAAGAUAUAACAGACUGGAAAAAGGGAGAGUACCAGAGAGAACCUGACCCAAACAAAGAGGCUCCAGAGGCAUAUGUUGUCCAGAGGUACAUAGAAAACCCGUAUGUGGUGGGAGGAAGGAAGUUUGAUCUCAGGGUUUAUGUUCUUGUCACUUCGUAUUCCCCCCUCAAGGCAUGGCUGUAUCGAGGAGGUUUUGCCCGUUUCUCCAAUACAAGAUUUUCCCUGGAUGCAAUUGAUGAUACUUAUGUCCAUCUGACCAAUGUAGCCGUCCAGAAGACUGCCCCAGACUAUGACCCGGAGAAAGGAAACAAGUGGUCAAUGCAGCAACUUCGCAGAUAUCUCACAGCAAAACAUGGAAUGGAGGCAGUUGCCAAAAUGUUCACACAGAUGGAUGACAUCUUUAUAAAGACAUUACAGAGUGUGCAGAAAAUUAUGAUUAAUGACAAGCGCUGCUUUGAAAUGUAUGGCUAUGACAUCCUCUUAGAUACCAACUUGAAACCCUGGCUUUUAGAAAUCAAUGCAUCUCCAUCACUUACAGCUAGCAGUAAAGAGGAUUAUGAAUUAAAGUGUGGACUACUGGAUGAUGUGCUCAAUGUUAUAGACUUGGAAAACAGACUAACAGGGAAGGAGAAACACGUAGGAGCAUGGGACCUCAUAUGGGAUGAUGGUCCCGUGAUGGGGGAUGAAGGCGGGAUAGACUGCAUGAACGCAACUACCUAUACCACCAACUCUUUCUUAGGAUGUCACAUGGACAGGAAGAAACAACUGAGGCAAUUGUUCAAGACAUUACAAGCUGCCAAGAAGACGUGACACAUGUAUUAUGUAGUUAUGAACCGUGAUAAUUUUUUACUGGCUUGGGUUAAAUAAAGGACUAUUAGAUCAAUGGAAUAAAAUCACGUACAGCAACAAUUCCAUGACAUUUUCUAGUGCACUGAUCAAGCAUAACAGAUGGCCAUCUUGUUUUCUACAUUGUUUAAAAAAUUAAAAUUCUGACAAAGCUGUUUGUGAACACAAAGGGCAUGUUUCAGUGUGAAUAUGGGGUAUGUAGUUCUUAUGAUCUUCAUUCAUUUAUUCAUUUGAUUUUUAAUUUUUUUUUUUUUUGCUUUUGUAUUAAGGUUAUUUUGAAAAAAUGAAAUAAAUGCAAUAAUUGGUUAUCAAACCUGGUACUUUGGGUAUAGCGUUGCCAUCUC